Messenger RNA from Python bivittatus (Burmese python), 1567 nucleotides. Lineage: Eukaryota; Metazoa; Chordata; Lepidosauria; Squamata; Pythonidae. The record is from RefSeq and is a predicted model, not a curated record.
GUGUCCAGAGGAGUAUAUAAGUGUGUUGAAAUGAGCCUUGAAGUAUUCAUCUUCCCAUUGUCCUAAGGAAAAGAUCAACCAUGAGAUUUUACUUGGCAGUCAUUCUAGCUAUUUCUUUUCUGGAGAACUUUAAGGUCCAUAUCGUCAGAGGAACCUUAGGGACUCAAGCUAUGGCACAUAACUCCUGUGUAAGUUUGCGUACAGAAAAAAUAAGCAUUAGAAGAAUUGCUAAUUAUGAAAUACAAAAUCAUCCACAAAAAGUUGUGAUAUUAAUUACCAGAAAUGGAAUCAAGAUCUGUGUGCCACAUAAUCUUCCCUGGGUGAAUCAGACCAUCAACACACUGGACAAAAGAAAGAAUAAACGAAAAACUGAAAAAUCAUAGGUAGAUUUUAGCACCUGACCAACAGAGCAGCUACAUAUCAGGUCAUCAGUAAUUGCAAUGUUUGCAAAUUACUUAGAGGAAAUUAAAUGUCAAAACUAUGAAAAUUUCACCGGAAUAAAUUCAUCGAUAUACACAGAGCUGAUUAAUUUUUGACCUUUUGGUGCUGGCCUUAGGCUUAAUUACUUUAGACUUGUGUGGUUUAUAUUUAUUAUGCAAGCCAAAUCUUUCACUAUUUGCAAUAUUUCUUCUACAUUGGAUUCUUAACAGAACUUUGUUUCUUCCAGCAGAUUCAUUUAGCUGUUGCACUAUUCUACAUAGCUCUCUUGUUUCACUGCUAGAUCAUCUGAGAGCUUCUUAUACAUUAGAAAGCAGUGGUAUGACAAAUACUUCACACUUCUGGCAGAAUGGGAAGAAGCCCUGGAAAUAAUGAGAAUGUCACACUUAGGGAAUGAUGUGAGGUUUUCCUAAUAAAUGUUGUCCAUUCCAAAACAGUCUUUCAGAUUUAAUAUCUACGCCACACUGCCAGGUUAAAUAGUCUAUUAGCAAUUCUUCAGCAUUCCAGUUACCAAGUUUUUGGUAGUAUCAAGGCCAUAGAGAGAAAAAAAGACUCAGGAGUUGGCUGUUCAGUAGUUAAAUGGAAGAAAGCAGUAUCAAGAAAAUGUUUAAAAAUAGGUCUUUGUGUGUAUAGAUAUGUGCAUUCCUUUAAACAGAAUCACUAGGAACAUUUCAUAAAUAGCUAAUGCUGAAUUAAUCUAAAGUUUGUUUUAACCAUGGUUUGUUGAAUAAGCCAUCUUAUAAUAAGCUAGAUCCAAACAAAUUACCUCAUGGUUUACCACAAUGUCUGAUUAACUCAGUCAUUGCUUGUUACUGCCAUACUUUUCUGAUGAUGUACUUUUCAGUCCCUCAGUGUUUUGGUGGCAUUUAUAUUAGGAUUGUUAUCCCUUUGGGUAUUAAAUUAAAGAUUGAUUUAACAUACUUAUUAACUGUCCCAUUUGCUAUUAAAAUAAAUAUUACAUAAUUAAAUACAGAUAACAUAUUGAGGAUAUUUAAAGAUAUUUCAAUCUUUGUUCAUUGAAGAACUACAUAUACUGUAUCUCAGUGCAAAAUAUUCAUGUGAAUGUCUUUUCAUUUAAUUCUUAAUUUUAUAACAUUUAAGGUUAAUGUACCUUUACCAUGCUUUUAUU